AUGGUCAAUGCUUUUUUCUGUCUUCCCUUCACCUACACCUUCCACAUCCGUGGUAAUGCAACUCUUGUUAUUCCCGUCCCACACAUCGAUAUCGCCUGCACACCCACAUGCAGUGCCCCACCACCCACACACACGGGCAUGUUGUUGUUGCCUGCUAACCCCCCCCAACACACCCCCCUCUUCCGCUCCCACUUCCCCAUCCACCCACAUCCACAUAGGCAGGUGGAGGCCCAUCUGGCAGCGGCACGUCUCUCCACCGCCACCACCCCUUGGUGGCUCACGCUCCUCACCGCACUGCACUCCUCUGCACCGCCCGGCAUGGCGGAGAGCGUCACGGCACGCUUGCACCGUGCACUACUGGAUGACGACCACCGCCCGGCCCACACCCACAACAUGGCCAGCCUUGGGCUCAGGUUCCGCACGCUGCACGGGGUGCGGCUGGUGCUGGCAGGAGAGGUGGACUCGCUGCUGGCGGGCAGGCACAAGGUGCUGCAGCGCGUGCUGCAGGCGGGGGGCCAGGUGGCGGCGCAGGGCGUGCAGGGCAGCCUCGUCGCACAGGCAGGCUCGUGUGCUCGCUGCUGUGCCGGGCAGGAGGGGGAGGAGGGGGCGGACGCCAGGGGGGCUGGGGGGUUGCUGGCUGGGGUGGGUGGUGAGAGGGGGAUGGAAGUGGGUCGGGGGGAUGAGUGCUGCAUGCACUGCAAGACACAGGAGCUCUUCGAGAGCUAUCAGCGGCGCCUCUUCCACCUGCGCCUCUCCUCCGCCCCCUCCUCCCUCCCCGCCUCGUCCCCCUCUGACCACCCUCACUCUCCCCAUCCCUCCGCCUCGCCCCACGACCUCCUGCACGUGCUCCAAUCCACUCUCGGCGUGCGCGGCACCCCACUCAUCGCAGCGGCAUCAGCAGGGGGAGUAGCACCAGUAGGGGGGCAGGGUGGGAGGGGGAGGGGCAGCAGGGGUGAGGCAGGGGGCGGGGCGAGUGGGGCAGAGGGGAAGGGGGGGACGGUGGUGUGGAACCCCUCUGACACCGAGAGGUGCCUCGCUGUGCUGGCGUCUGUGCUGCAGUCAUUGCCACGUGGCAUCAUCCCAGAGGACGAGCAAGCCAGCCUGGCAGCUGCGGCGUCCAGCUCUUUGGAGGCUCUGGAGUCCUGUGCCUUGUGCAGCCGCCUUCCCUCCGCUGCUGCUCCCUCCCUGCACACCAGGCGAUGCGUAAGGAGUUCCUGGUGGUCCGAGCAUGGUCGGAGGCGACUUUUGAGUCGACUCAAAUGUCAUCUUUCCUCUGCUGCUGCUCCCCUCUCCACACACCAGGCCAUGCGGAGGGAGUUCCUGGUGGCGCGAGCGUGGUCGGAGGCGCAGAGGGGAGUGCUGCGAGCGCUGGACGAGCUGCACAUGGCCGUCACGCGAAUCACGCUGCGCCACGUGGAGGAGCCACCACCUGCCACGUCAGCAGCAGCGGCACGCAUGGCGCGUGUGAGCGAGGAGGAGGCAGCAGCGCUGAGCGUGGUGCUGACGCAUGACAGGCUGGCAGUCGAUGCUCAGCUGCAGGCCAGCCGCGCCCAGCUGAGGUACCUGCGCGGGCUGGCUUCUGCUCGCCGGCGCGCGGUGCAAGGCGGGGGAGGCGUGGAGACGGAGAUGGGUGGGGCGGAGAGGGAUGGGAGAGGGAGUGGGAAGGGUGAGAGUGGGGAGAGCGUUGAAGGAGAGCAGGAGGAGGGGGAGGAGGAGAGCUGCCCGGUGUGCAGGGAAGCGUUGGGCAGUGAGCUGUCGGUGCUGCCAUGCGGCCAUCUGCUGUGCUGCAAGUGUGAGUGCUCUCCAUCCGUUUCAUCCCUCAGUGUGUCAUCUCACUGUGCCAUCUUUCAUCGCGUCGUUCACUGUGUCAUCUCUCAUUGCGUCCUGGACGCGGUAACGCGGCGGGUGUUACGGUUACUGCGCAGCGACCCAUCAGCGCGCAUCAUCAUCUUCAGCGCGUGGAGGGAGGUGCUGCUGCUCGUGCAGCACUGCCUGCACGCCAACGCUGUCCCCACCGCCUGUGCCUUCUCCCACCGGGAAGUGCCUCCAGCAUUGAAGCGCUUCAGAGAGGCCACUCCCGCAGCUGCCCUCUCCGCUCGCCCCAUCCGCCCCUCCCAUAAGCCCCGCACCAAGCGCCGCAAACGCUCCCUCACCUCUCCCCUGCCACCUGCCAUCCCACUGGCCGCUGCUGCUACUGCCGCUGCCACAGGCAGGGCAGCGGGGGCAGUGAGCAGUGCGCAAGGGGGGGAGGGCAGCGGGAGGGAAGCAGGAGGGGCCGGGGGCAGGGGAGAUGGGGAACAGUGUCGUGUGCUGCUGCUGGUUGUGGCGGUGGGGGGCAACGGGCUGAACGUGGUGGAGGCACAGCACGUGGUGUUUGUGGAGCCGGGGCUCAAUGCGGCCGCCGAGGCGCAGGCUGCCAACCGCGUGCACCGCAUCGGCCAGACCCGCCAGACCUUUGUGCACCGCUUUAUUUUGAGUGGGUGCACAGUGCAUGGCACUGUGGAGGAGCCCAUUCACGCCCUCGCGCGUUCCAAGGCCGCUGCUGCCCCACUCGCCACCGCCCAUGCUGCCACCAACCCUCGGUCUCACAGGGACCGCGACUCACUUACCCUCGCUGAUAUCACCGCGCUCUUUCCCCAGGCCUGUUCUGCUGGAGAAGGUAGGGGGGCGGAGGAACGGGUGGUGGCGGUGGGAGGUGAAGCAGAGGGGAGUGCGGACAGGGAGGGCCGGAAUACCCACUGCGUGGCGUCUGCUGGUCCUUUCAUCUUUGUCUGGGUAUAG
Closterium sp. NIES-65 is the source of this 2781-nucleotide messenger RNA. The record is from the annotation of a GenBank genome assembly. Lineage: Eukaryota; Viridiplantae; Streptophyta; Zygnematophyceae; Desmidiales; Closteriaceae.